This is a messenger RNA of Monomorium pharaonis (pharaoh ant), 3370 nucleotides long. It is a transcript of the gene Arp2, whose product is annotated as actin-related protein 2. Bases 804 to 1835 code for a protein of 343 amino acids. Gene Ontology annotation, biological process: Arp2/3 complex-mediated actin nucleation. Gene Ontology annotation, molecular function: actin filament binding. NCBI's taxonomy places the organism in Eukaryota, Metazoa, Arthropoda, Insecta, Hymenoptera, Formicidae. The record is from RefSeq and is a predicted model, not a curated record. The transcript has 7 exons. Gene Ontology annotation, cellular component: Arp2/3 protein complex; actin cortical patch.
UUCGUCAAGUGCGGGUAUGCCGGCGCCAACUUCCCGGCCCACAUAUUCCCGUCUAUAGUCGGACGGCCGAUAAUCAGGGCUGUCAACAAGAUCGGCGACAUCGACGUCAAGAUUUAUGAAAUUGAAUGAGAGAUGAGAAGCAUAUAUUUACCGAAAUUUAUGAAAGAAGUUCUAAGAGUCGUAACUUUUUAUAUAUCGGUUGACUUAUAUAUAAGGUCUACAAUCUUUCGAACUUUUAAGUUGUUCGAGUGUGUUUAAUAGUACUAGCAUACAGACGAUUAAUAAGAAUAAUUAUAUUUUCAGCAAGAAUAUUGCAUUCGCGUAAGUCCAUUAUACAGUAUUACGUCGUGUGCCCUCCCUGCUUCCCCUUAGCGCUUUUAAGUUUGACUGAAAAUAAUCCAUGUGCUUGUUCAUUGAUGUAAAUAGAACAAUUUGAGAGAGGCUAAUGACGUUUACUAAUCAAAAGGAAAUAUGUAUUUGAAAUGUAAGACAAACAUUACUUAUAGCAUUUUAAUUUUUAAUAAUUUGCCAAGUUUAUUAAUAAUUGUUUUUUGAGCCAUAAUAUCGUUUAAGAUUGCGUGUGAUUCUAUAUCAUACUUAAUAAAUUUAUUUAUUGCAUUGUGUACAAUUCUUUAUCAAUAUAAAUAUUUUAAUAAAGCAAGACAAUGUGUCUUUACUAAUAUACUUAUUAUAAUUGUACAUUGGUUAUCUACAAUUUUUAUACUCAUGUGCAUACUAUACUCCUUUUACGAUUGUCUAAUGUAUUUGUGUGCUUACAUUUGCUCUCGUAGGAUGUGCUUAACAUGCCUGACUUAAUGGUUGGCGAUGAAGCAAGUAAACUUCGUUCUAUGUUAGAGAUAAGUUAUCCGAUGCAAAAUGGGAUUGUUAGAAACUGGGAGGACAUGUGUCACGUAUGGGAUUACACGUUCGGUAAGGAAAAGAUGAAUAUUAAUCCUAAAGAAUGUAAAAUUCUGUUAACCGAACCACCAAUGAAUCCUAUCACGAAUAGAGAAAAGAUGAUAGAGGUGAUGUUCGAGAAGUACGGUUUUGCUGGAACGUACAUCGCGAUUCAGGCAGUACUGACGUUAUAUGCUCAAGGAUUAAUUAGCGGCGUCGUCGUGGAUUCUGGCGAUGGUGUCACGCACAUUUGUCCCGUGUUCGAGGAGUACGCUUUACCACAUCUGACCAGACGGUUAGACAUAGCUGGACGCGAUAUUACGAUGUACCUAAUUAAAUUGCUGCUGCUGCGCGGCUACGCGUUCAAUCACUCUGCCGACUUCGAGACUGUGCGAAUGCUCAAAGAGAAGUUAUGUUACAUUGGUUAUAAUAUAGAGACUGAAGAAAAGUUGGCUCUUGAAACCACCGUGUUGGUAGAGUCAUAUACCUUGCCUGAUGGGCGUGUGAUCAAGGUGGGCGGUGAAAGAUUUGCCGCACCAGAAGCACUCUUUCAGCCUCAUCUGAUUAACGUUGAGGCGCAGGGUAUAGCUGAGCUGGUGUUUAGCACAAUUCAAGCGGCUGAUAUUGAUAUCAGAAGCGAGCUGUACAAGCACAUUGUUCUAAGUGGAGGUAGUACAAUGUAUCCCGGUCUUCCAUCAAGACUUGAACGAGAAAUUAAGCAACUAUAUCUUCAAAGAGUAUUAAAGAAUGAUACCACAAAAUUAAAUAAAUUUAAGAUAAAAAUUGAAGACUCACCUCGACGUAAGGAUAUGGUUUUCAUGGGUGGUGCUGUAUUAGCGGAAAUAACGAAAGACCGAGAUUCCGUAUGGAUAACACGGGAGGAAUAUGAAGAAAAGGGUCUUAGUGUACUAAAAAAAUUAGGCUCCUACGAUUCAUAAGGAAAGUCAUAGUAAUGUAGGUUACAAAAUUUUUAACAGGCAAUCAAGUGUUUUUUAUACUUAAAAUUAUCGUUCUUGAAAGUUAGACUUGCGCAGCAGUUUUAUGAUUUGUUAUAUAAUUGUAAAAAGGUGCUUUACAAAGGAAGUACUUUAAAAAAAAGACUUACUAGCUGUUUGAUACUAAACUCUAAUGAACUAAUGUAUUUUUUUUUUAACCAUGAUAUAAUUUCAAAUAAGUACAACAUAAGAGAUUUCAAAAAUAUAUUCGAGUAUCAUGGUCCUGCUAUAAUAUUGAAUGUCGACAUUAAAUGUUAAUUUAAUAAAUUCGUGACUGUCAUAUUUCAGAUAGUUGUAUUCUAUUCGGAAUAAUACGUCAAUCAGAUAUGCAAAACAGAUGUUGCAUUUAAUGUGUAUUUAUAGCUCUCAGGUAAAUGUUCAACAUAUCGAUUAAUUUUUAUUGUUACUUGCGUGAUACCUGAUGAAAAUUUCAUUCCUAUUUCCUUCUAUUUGUCAAACUUUUCUCUGAAAAGUGUAAGUACAAUCGAAAUUGUAAAACGAUUUUAUUCGUUGUAUAACACUAUCUGCCUUUCCAUUAUGGUAAUGUGUAAAAAAGCUGCAAGUAUAAUGUGACUUUAUAUUUAAAGUCUAUUUCGUAUGUAUACAUAUUGCGAAACAUGAAUUAUACGUAAUGUAAGUAAAAAUAGUCAAUAUUAAAUAAUCUGUUGUUGAUUAAAAAAAUGUUUGAAAUCAAAUAGUCGGAUUUGUAUAUAUGGAAUGUUGAGAUAUUUACAACUUUUUCUUAUUAUAAACAACAAUGCACAGAACUGUAGAACAAAAACAACUAAAAUUUUAAUUUUUGAUGAAUAUACGUCUAUUAUAAAAUGUUUUACACUACAGCUAUUUUAAUUUGGCUUCAUAUUACUUGUUUAUGUGCUCGUUAUUCGUGUCACACUUACAUGCUGGUCUGCGAUUUUAAUUUUAGCCAAUAUAUUACUAUUAAUUAUAUACUUUAUAUAUUAGUACAUAUGUUACAAUUCUUAUUUCAUGCAGCAUAUAAAAAAUAUGAUGCAUUUACAUUUAGAUAUUUUUGUGACGCGUAUUGUACAGAUAAACAUAAUUUUUUUACACUUAUUUUCUACUUUCACUAAGUCAUGUUAUUACUUUCUAUAAAGAAGAGAUAUUUGCACCUCCUUUAACUUAAAUCGUAAAGAUCACAAAUCAAACGUUUAUUUUACCUAGGAUUUAAUAUUAUUUUAAAAAGUUACAUAUUCUUUACAAAUUGAAACUUUGUUAAAAUUAUUUGAUAAAAUAUAUAAAAUUAAGAGAUGAUUUAAAGGAGGGAAUUUUGUACAAUGUAUAUGUAUAUAUAAUAGAAUAAUUUCUUAGGUUUCGUUUCACUGACAGAAAUAUGUUUCACGAAGAAACAUUUGCCAUGCUUCUUCGUUCCUGUGCUCUUAUUGUACGAGAUGAAAGAUUGAUGAAUGACAUGAUGUGGACAUGAUUGUUAUUUUAUAAUAAAUCUACAACAGUCUUUA